Molecule: messenger RNA, 1619 nt
Organism: Diatraea saccharalis (sugarcane borer)
Lineage: Eukaryota; Metazoa; Arthropoda; Insecta; Lepidoptera; Crambidae
Source: the annotation of a GenBank genome assembly
CCCGCCUUUCCAGCCUGCUUGAACGCUUCGGAAAGCUUAUUGUUUGGCUUAUUUCGUUCGUAGCUGUUUACUGAACGGUUCAUAUUUCUGCGUUACGUUCAAAGAACAAGUACUCUCUAGUGUUUAGGCUAGUCUAUAAUAGCACUUUUUUAUAAUUCGUUCAGUUAAAUAAACUUUUAAAAAUGUCUCUAUUCAAUGACAAGGAAAAUCUUGGCAACGCCAUCAGCAAUGUUCACAUUAAGUCUCCAGUUAAAAACAACAUACUAGCAGUCCGCAACGAUAACGUAAGCGAAGAUAAAAUGGAUGUGGAGAAAGACUACAAAGAGCCGGAAUUCGAUCCACAGCUGGAGCCAUUAUUGCGAGAAAACCCUCGGCGUUUUGUCAUUUUUCCUAUUCAGUACCAAGAUAUUUGGAAUAUGUAUAAAAAAGCUGAAGCUUCUUUUUGGACUGUGGAGGAGGUGGAUCUAUCUAAGGAUUUGUCUGACUGGGAGAAUCUUAAAGAUUGUGAAAGGCAUUUCAUCAAACAUGUAUUGGCAUUUUUUGCUGCAUCAGAUGGAAUUGUCAACGAAAACCUUGUGGAACGUUUCUCACAAGAAGUACAAGUGACUGAAGCCAGAUGCUUCUAUGGAUUUCAAAUAGCAAUGGAAAAUGUACAUUCUGAAAUGUAUUCAUUACUUAUUGACACUUAUAUCAGAGACCCUAAAGAAAGGGAUUUUCUCUUCAAUGCAAUUGAGAAUCUGCCCUGUAUUAAAAAGAAGGCUGAUUGGGCAUUGCAGUGGAUUGGCAGUAAGACGGCUACUUUUGGUGAACGUAUUGUUGCAUUUGCUGCUGUUGAGGGAAUCUUCUUCUCUGGCAGUUUUGCUUCCAUAUUCUGGCUCAAGAAACGUGGUCUAAUGCCAGGACUCACUUUCAGUAAUGAACUUAUUUCCAGAGAUGAGGGUCUUCAUACAGAUUUUGCAUGCCUUAUGUUCAAACACUUAGUACAAAAACCUAGUAAGCAGCGUGUUCUGCAGAUCAUUAAAGAUGCAGUGGUGAUUGAGCAAGAGUUCCUCACAGAUGCUCUUCCUGUCAGACUGCUGGGCAUGAACUGCGAGUUGAUGUCAGAUUAUAUUGAAUUUGUUGCUGAUAGACUGCUAGUAGAUUUAAUUGGAGAGAAGCAUUACAACACAAAGAACCCAUUUGACUUUAUGAACCUUAUUUCUUUGGAAGGUAAAACAAACUUCUUUGAAAAGAAAGUUGGGGAGUAUCAAAAGUGGGGAGUAAUGGCAAAUCCUCUGGACAAUGUAUUCACAUUAGAUGCUGAAUUCUGAUUUUAUUCCAAAGACUAAUAUAAACUCGAAUAUGAUUAAGAUUUGUGUAUGGACAGUAUUAUUAUGAACUUGAAUUCCAAAUAAAAUGUUAUCGGUUGACCCGUACUUAUACAGUCACUGGCACAGAAUAUGAUGAAAGUAUAUGGAUUAUGACUUGUAUGCAAAUAUCUGCAAUAUACAUGUUUAAUAUAAUUUUAUUUUUUAAUAUUACAUAAGCUUUGUGUAAGUUAAGAUAAGGUUCAAUUAUUGAGCGCGAGUGUGAUAGUAAUUUAAUUGUUAUAUUGUAUGACAUUUUUAAUAAACAAAUUC